Molecule: messenger RNA, 1409 nt
Organism: Rubroshorea leprosula
Lineage: Eukaryota; Viridiplantae; Streptophyta; Magnoliopsida; Malvales; Dipterocarpaceae
Source: the annotation of a GenBank genome assembly
AAUUAAAUUAUAACCGAUUUUAAAUAUCAAUGUUUCAUAUAUUACAAUAUUAAUGUCUAAUGGACAGAGAAAUCCUUUCUCUCCACUUCUUCAAACCAAAUAUAAUGUGAGCCUUCUUACAAACCGGAUAUUGCCGACAAUCAUGAAAAAGAUCAGGGAAAAGUCUGCAUUGAUGCCGGAAUUAGUCACCGAUAUUCUCCUGCGCCUCCCGGUGAGUUCUCUCCUCCGAUUCAGAUGCCUUUCGAGACCAGUCUGUUCCGAAAUUGAUAGUGAAAAGUUCGUCAAGAAUCAUCUCAACAGCUCAAUCAAGAGGAGAACCCGCCUAAAGCUAAUCUUCUUUGACUCAGUACUCAAGGGUCCCAGCGAUUUGUACUAUGCUGAGUUUGAUGAUGACCUUGUUUAUGCCUUGGUACUCAACAAACCAUUGAUAUCUCCUCAUCAGGCCUCAUUUGUCUAUGGUUCUUGCAAUGGUUUGAUUCUGUUGGGUUGGGAUCUUGCCUUAUGGAAUCCAUUUACCAUGCGGUAUAAGAAACUACCGCUUUGUCCAGUCCAAACCCUUCCCGGGUAUAAAGGAUUCAUGUGUUGUGGUUUAGGGUAUGAUUCUGCACACGAUGACUAUAUGAUUGUGCUGAUUUCAGAGGUUCAUGACUCCGAUCGCGUGUUUUAUCAAGUCUGGAUUUUUGGGUUGAAAUCAGAUUUUUGGAGGAGGAGCCAAGAUUUGAAAGAUGAUGUUAACACACAGGUGGGGCAUUUUGCAAAUGGUGCUCUGUACUGGGCAUGUAAAAGAAAAAAUAAGUGCGUUGGUUUUGAUCUAGCCAAGGAGGUGUUCUUUGACAUCCCGCUACUGUCUGAUUGUGGCCCAGCAUCUAUCUUUUGGGAUUCCUUGGUGGUUUUCGGAGGUAACGUUUAUUGUCCUACAUUGCAUGAUGGAACUGUAGAAUAUUACUUGCUUGUGAGUGAAGAUAAGGGUGGAGAUGUUGUAGAAGCUAGUUGGCGGAAAGAGUUCACUAUGGAGAAUGUGAAGACUAUUAUGGAUGAUGUUUUUCCGCCUUGGCCUUUGGCUUAUUCAAAAGAUAGGAAUAGCAUUCUGCUUGGGGAAGUAGGUGGGGUUUUUUGGCAUAAUCUUGAAAACGGAAGAAAACAAAGGGUGAAUAUUGCUGGGCAGCCUGAGGUUCGCGGGUUCAGAUACAAUGUUUGUUGGGAAAGUCUUGUCUCUGUUGGCAAGGAUAGUGCAUUUGAUGGAGCAGCUGAGGGAGUGUGAAUAGACGAUUUGGAGUAGAAUAAUUUGAAGCUGCCUUCUUUUAGAGGGUCAAGUUUGUAAAGGCUAAUAACUGUUGUGAUAUGCAAACUAGUGGUGAAUGGAUAUGUCACUGAGGAUGAUUAUAUUUCAAUGAAAUUCCAUGUCAAUU